Molecule: messenger RNA, 4445 nt
Organism: Urocitellus parryii (Arctic ground squirrel)
Lineage: Eukaryota; Metazoa; Chordata; Mammalia; Rodentia; Sciuridae
Gene: Phf6
Product: PHD finger protein 6
Cellular component (GO): nucleus
Molecular function (GO): histone deacetylase binding; histone binding
Source: RefSeq, a predicted model, not a curated record
AAGGGCGCUCCGCGAGCCCGUCUCUCCUCGAAUGAAAGGAAACAACCUCCGGCGACAGAGCCCCGCUCUUAGGCACUGCUGGAGAACCUAGACCGACUUCUUUCUCUUUCCCCUCAUUGGCGCUUCCCUCCUGCCGUCCGCCUCUGGGCCCGGCUGCAUUUCUUGAGACUUAAAGUGGCAUUCUAAAGGCAAUUUAAAAAUCAUGUCAAGCUCAAUUGAACAGAAAAAAGGGCCUACAAGACAGCGCAAAUGUGGCUUUUGUAAGUCAAAUAGAGACAAGGAGUGUGGACAGUUACUAAUAUCUGAAAACCAGAAGGUGGCAGCACACCAUAAGUGCAUGCUCUUUUCAUCUGCUUUGGUCUCAUCACACUCCGAUAAUGAAAGUCUUGGUGGAUUUUCUAUUGAAGAUGUCCAAAAGGAAAUUAAAAGAGGCACAAAGCUGAUGUGUUCUUUGUGCCAUUGUCCUGGAGCAACAAUUGGUUGUGAUGUGAAAACAUGUCACAGGACAUACCACUACCACUGUGCAUUGCAUGAUAAAGCUCAAAUACGAGAGAAACCUUCACAAGGAAUUUACAUGGUUUAUUGUCGAAAACACAAGAAAACUGCCCAUAACUCUGAAGCUGAUUUAGAAGAAAGUUUUAAUGAACAUGAACUGGAGCCCUCAUCCCCAAAAAGUAAAAAGAAAAGUCGCAAAGGAAGACCAAGAAAAACUAAUUUUAAAGGGCUGUCAGAAGAUACAAGGUCCACAUCUUCCCAUGGAACAGAUGAAAUGGAAAGUAGUUCCUAUAGAGAUAGGUCUCCACACAGAAGCAGCCCUAGUGACACCAGGCCUAAAUGUGGAUUUUGUCAUGUAGGAGAGGAAGAAAAUGAAGCAAGAGGAAAACUGCAUAUAUUUAAUGCCAAGAAAGCAGCUGCACAUUAUAAGUGCAUGUUAUUUUCUUCUGGUACAGUCCAGCUCACAACAACAUCAAGAGCAGAAUUUGGAGAUUUUGAUAUUAAAACUGUACUUCAGGAGAUUAAGCGAGGAAAAAGAAUGAAAUGUACACUUUGUAGUCAGCCCGGUGCUACUAUUGGAUGUGAAAUAAAAGCCUGUGUUAAGACCUACCAUUACCACUGUGGAGUACAAGACAAAGCUAAAUACAUUGAAAAUAUGUCACGAGGAAUUUACAAACUGUAUUGUAAAAAUCAUAGUGGAAAUGAUGAGAGAGAUGAAGAAGAUGAGGAACGAGAGAGUAAAAGCCGGGGAAAAGUAGAAAUUGAUCAGCAACAACUAACUCAGCAGCAACUUAAUGGAAACUAGGUUCAUGGGACAGAGUUAGAAAACUGGGAAUGAAUAAGACAUCCAUAACUACUAUUCUUUUUUCACUGUUUUCUAAAAUUAAAAAGGGUUUGUAACUUUUUACUGCCCAACUAUUAGAUCUUUCAUUGAACUGCCUAAAAACAUCUUGUUUGUAAAUGAGCCUUCACUAGACGGCGAGUUUGACAUGUUGGUAUUACGUAGCUGUAGUUUGCAGUUUCUGGGAAGCAAUUGAAAUACUAUUAACCCUGUGUAUAGUGUCAACAGUUAAAGCAGACAUUGAAAUGAAGUAAGCUAUAUUUCUGGACUGAACAAAGUUCUACUGUUUAGAGUGUUUAAGUUUGUUUAGUGGAUUCAUGCUCAAGGGAAACUAUAAGCAAAUUUUACUUUACAAUGCAAACAUGCCGCUGGUGGCAACACAUGGUAAUUUGUGGAUUUUUUUUUUCACACUCAAGUAAUGGAGGCUAGAAAUGAAGAGAACCUUCUUUUUCUCUUGGCUUUGACAGCACAUGCUAAAAAUCUCUUCCAAGAAGUGUGCUGAAGCUUUUCAUUUGGUUCCUGUUAACGUUGUUCUCACUGACCAGCAUGGACUCGGGCAACUGGUGAUUAUAAGCUAUGAGCUCCAGUGCUUAUGCCAAAAUUCUCUCGACAAUACACUGCUUGUCUUUCCAUGUCAUACAAAGAGCUUCUGGCAAAAUGAUUGAAUCCUUUCACGUUUAAACUAAUAUUUGGCAACAGCAAAUUAAACCUCUUUCUGAUUAAGGGGUUACUACUUGCUAAGGACUUUAGACACCAUGUCUGAAACCCAUUCCUCCCAAGUGCCCUGUUGUGUGAACACUUCACAUAUUGGCCCAAAGUAUGUAAGGAGGUCUCGUGUGUUAUAGGAGUAAAAAACAGUCUUUGCAGAAAACAGUAUUUAUUUUUAAUUUUGUGACCACUAUUUUAGAAACUUUAUUUAAUAUUUGUAAUGUUUUCAGUCAUUGCUUUUGUUAUCUAUUAAAUAGGCUUUGGGGCCCUGCUUUUUUUCUGGCAGGGCUCAGUGUUGUUUUAUUCAUCAUCACAAUUGUUGAUGAAAGCCUAAGAACCCACCCAGCUUUUUAGAAAGGAUUUUUACACUGGCAUUUCCAGCUAGUGAUAUUUUCUUCCACUUCUCUGCUGAAGCACAUUUAUAUGUUUCUUUAUGGCAAAACCAAAAACAACAACAACAACAAAAAAAACUUUAGUUGUGGUCUGCCUGAUAUUACCAUAGCACCUCAAUACCAAGGGUAGGAUUCUGAUUUCUGAAUUAUUAGUUAACCUACCACAGUAAAGCAGAUUUGCAAAUAAGAAACAACAUGCUAACUUGACUAUACAUUGAGAUAUUCUGCAGCUGAUAGAUUUAAAAAUGUAACAGGUGGAAAAUUACACUGUGCUUAAUGACUGAAUUUUUUAACUGMUAGUCCCUUAAGAUCAUGUUUGUCAAGUGUGUAUUUACACAUUUCCUUAAAUCAAGGGACUCUAUGCGUGCUUUAUUUUAACCAUCUUUAUUGUUAUUUUUAGAAGGAAACUAGCUUUAGUAGUGGAUUGCCCUCCAUGUUUUCUCUUUUUGCUCUUAAUCUGUCAUCAUGUGUAUGUGAUUAAUUUUCAAAGUUCAUCAUGACUUGAAGUGCAAGGACAGAUCUAAAUGUUUGUUUACCAAGCUAUGUGACUUUUCCCAAAGGAUCUGUACUUUAUUUCCUUAAAACGGCUUGAAAAACCAUUAUUUUUUAAAUCUUUAAAUCACUGUGUCUAGAUCAUUUUUACAUUGUGUGCCAUAGAACUUACCCACGGAGAAACAGAGCUCCUUCAUUUUUGGACAACUACUGUAAUGAUGUGUUUUUUUUUAGGAAAAAAUGGAAGGUGCCAGGGGUAAUCAUGGCCAGUCAAUAAUUAUAUAAAGGACUUCAAAUACUAUAGCUGUCACUUGAUGGAUUUGUUAUGUAGUAAAAUGUACAACUUUGUAUGGGUUUCUUUAGCCCUUUCUCUGCCACUAGCAACCAGAAUAGCACUUUACCUUUUGGUUGGCUAGAUAAGUGGCUGACUACCUGUUUUUCUCACUGUGGUGUGAUUGGCUAAAUAAUCUUUCAUUAAAAUUGAAAUGUAAAUUACAGUCACAUGAAAAAUCACCUUGGGUUGUAAACCUCCAAUAUUUUGAUUCUCUAUCCAUGUUUUCAUCACAUGCUGAGUAAAAGUGCCUUACAAUGUAAAAAUUGUACAGUACUUAUGUUCCCAAGUAGCAUCAUCAUAUUCUGGGUAGUAAUUCCAUUGUGGUAUUAAUAUUUAGAUAAAUGGACCUCAGCAGUGUAUUUACUGUACAUCUCUUAAGUCUUUAACUGUAGUUUUAAUAAGCAUGACAUUAUUUGAUAAGUAUAUGACAUUUACAUCAUUUCCAAAAAUACUGCCAUUACUGUCUUUUAUGUAUAUUUUAGCCUGAAAUUUUGAAGCAUCUUUUUCUUUCUUUCCUUUUUUCUUUUUGUUUUGUUUUAUUUUUGUUAUUGAUAUUAAACAGUGUAAUCUUUGCAAGCGUAUAUUGAAGAUUAUUCUGGAGCAUUUAUUGCCUUACCAGAAAUGUUAGUAAGAAAUGUUCUUUAGAGUAGAAAGAUAGACUUGAGUUUCUAUACUUUAAUAAGAGCUCUUUGUUCCUGGGGGGAGGUGGGUGGGGGGUGAAUUUUACUUUCAUCUCAAUUUAUUAAAACCCACAACUAAAAUAAAUUUCAUUUCAAGGAUCAACAGUUUUAGACUUUCAGAUAGUAAAUGCUCAGAAGUACAUGCUACUCAAGAUAUUAAGAGAUCUGUAGAUCUACUAUUGAAUCAGAAUCUAUGUACUUGAACAAAUGUGUGAAUCUCAAAUGUCUCAAAGCAAAAGAAAAAGUGUUCUAGAGUGUUGUUGCUUUUUUAAAAAGCACUAAAGUUAGACCAAGGUAUAGUUUUGUUCUGAAAGACAUUUAGGUUAAUUGUAAAGAUAAGGAAUGCAUCAUGGGUCAAAAAUCAAACAUUCCUCUCAUGUUAUGUAUAUUUUGUUCCUGUUAUAUUGGCUUUAUUUUCAAAAUUGUAGUUUGUAGUAUUAGUUUCCUUUUAUUGGUAUUCUUGCAUAUACUAUUCAUUCAAUAAAUGAGUUAUGACUUUCAUA